Trematosphaeria pertusa is the source of this 3480-nucleotide messenger RNA. RefSeq lists its product as uncharacterized. Gene Ontology annotation, cellular component: SAGA complex. The transcript has a single exon. The coding region runs from base 232 to 3042 and encodes 936 amino acids. Gene Ontology annotation, molecular function: transcription coregulator activity. The record is from RefSeq and is a predicted model, not a curated record. Lineage: Eukaryota; Fungi; Ascomycota; Dothideomycetes; Pleosporales; Trematosphaeriaceae. Gene Ontology annotation, biological process: regulation of transcription by RNA polymerase II.
GUCGGACAGCGGCAAACCUUGGAACAGCAUCGAAGCCAUCGCCCUCGCACUCGCCUAUCCGAAGCAUGCGAGCGCCGCGCACACACACGCAUCAGAGACGAAUCUCUCUUCCAGCCUCCUCGCUCCUCGCCCCUCGCCCUUGCCGGUUGAACAGGGUCGCGCUCUCGCUCUGCGCCGCCCCAUAGUCCCCUCCAUCGCCGCGUCUGCCCGCUUCUCCAGACGGCAACAGCCAUGUCGGCCGCCGUUGCUACCGUCCGCCCUUCGCAGGCGCUCCGCCAGCGCCGCGAGUCGCAACGACCGAGCGUCGCAAAGUCCUCGGCCAGACAGAACAACAUGGAGAAUGGCGCGCCGAAGGAGGAUGCGAGGAGGUUCGUCUAUACGCAGCAGGACGUCCUGGCCAAGUUCAAGGGCCAACCGCCGUCCCUGCGCGUCUCCCUCCACCAGAACCAUUUCCGCCUCAAUGACUCCCAAGAGACGCUUUCCUAUGCCUCGCCCAUGAGGGAGCUUCUCCAGCAUAUCCGCGACAAGACGGUGCCGCACAACAUGCUUGAAGACUUUUAUGCGCUUGGCAUACAAUUCUAUGACAAUUGUCUCAUUGUCGAGGUCCAAGACUACCGCUCUGGCGGCAUCAAGCCCAAGGACGACGCAAAUAACCCCGCCGACGGCAACGGCGCGACCCCCUUCUCCAUCCACAACUACAACAACUUUAUUACGCCGUCCCCGCAUGUUCCAUACCCGACAAGCAAGUCCGCGACAAGGCCCGGCCAGGCAGACGGCCAGAGCAAAGGACCCGAGGUCAAGGCAGACAAGGAUGUCGACAAGGAGAACAUGCCAGCGCCCGGCCAGUCGGCCUCGCAAAAGCAACCGGCCAAGGCGAAGGUCACGACCGUUGUGCUCUUUCCUACGCCGCAGUCGCACUAUACCGACCUCCAGCUGCUAGCCACCACUCCUAUGCCUGAUGCAAACACAUUCCGGCGAAAUCAAGCCGCUGGACGGAUUCCGGGCAACCCUCCCACCCCGUUAUCUGCAGUUCCGCCUACUCCCACGCUUCCUGGUCGAAGCCCCAAACGCCAGAAGAUGGUCCUUGAUGACAACAAUAUCCACCAGUUUGAGGCCGAGGUCUACAACGCCACAUGCCCAAAGCUGUAUCUGGAGCCGACGAAGAGCCUAGAAGAGUCUGUUGCACUCAUCCAGGCCAUGACGCAUCCGAACAAUCAGAAUUCACCGCCUGCUCGCAAGACUCGCAAGCGAACUACGGCCGAGUUGGCAGCCGACGAAGCGGAGGCCGCAGAUAUCCAGCGCUUCAUGCUCGCCGGCGAUGAGUACCAAGCGAGCAAGACGGCUACCGCCACUGGAGGCGAUGACGCCCAGCAUGCAGCUCGUGCUGGCGCCAAUUCCCAGACCUUCUCUCGUUUCAAGACCCUCGCGACGAUUAAGAUGAAUCACGAGGAAGCCGAGCGAAGGAAGAAGGAAGAAGAGGCACGCCUUGUGCAGGCAAAGAGGCAAGCACAGCUAGAGUCGGAGGUGCAGAAGCGGCGAGAGAUGGAAGCGAGUCGCCAGGCCGAGCAGAAUGCGGCUCUGCUAGCGCAGAGGCAAGAAAUGAUGCGACAGCAACAACAGCAACAGCAGCAGGCGCUACAACAGGAACAAGCGAUGCGCGCCGCCAGUCAGGCCCAGCAACUGGGCAACGUAGGAACUCAAGUCUCUCAGACACCCCACUCCGCAACCCAGCCGCAGUUUUCGUCCCCUGUUGUUCGACAGAACACGCCCAUGGCCGCGUCUCCACUAGUUUCAGCACAUGCCUCACAUCCUAUGGGUGGUACUCCGAUGGUCGCUACCUCCUCGAACCAAGGUGCGGGUAGCCCAGCCCGGCCUCCAUCCUCCAUCUCCCAUCACCCUACUGCAAUGAUGCGCAGCGCAAGCCAGCAGCAGAACCAGUCGAUGAGCCGGACCGGUACACCCCAGAUCGUGCAAGGCACUCCUGUCAUGAACACCGCCAUGCCCGCUCGCAACAUGGCCUCAACUCCAACGCCGCGGAUGAACCAGGGCAGCCCAUCCGGCCCCAUGCAGGGAUCGACGCCGAUCAUGAUGUCCACGCCUCAGCCCGGUCCUGGCAUGACUCCUGACCAGAUGCAGCAGAUGCAGCAGCAGCAGAGCCAAAUUCAGCAAAUGAGGCUACGCCAGCAGAUGCAGCAGCAGGGCAUGUCGCCUGGAAAUCAGCAGCAAGCGCAGCAACUUGCUAUGCACAGAGCGAAAUUACACAUUCAGCAGAAUGGCAUUCCUCAAGGCCAAAACCCUCAAGCCUACCAGCAGAUGCUUGCCCAAAAGUAUUUCGCCAGCAUGCAGCAGCAGAACCAGCAGGCACAGAUGGCCAACCAGAUGUCUCCUCAGGGUAUUCCGCACGGCGGCAUGCCUAACGCUGGUGGCCUAAACAUGGCUAAUAUGAACCUGCAGCAGCUUCGGGCUCGAUACAUGCAGCAGAAGCAGCACCUCGUACAAACAUACGGCCAGAACAUUCCCCAGCAAGCCAUCACCAACAUGCGCCAGUUGGAGCUCGCCAUCGCCCAGCGCGAACAGCAGCAGCAGCAGAUGGCGCAGCAGGGUGGCCAGAUGCACAUGAAUCAAGGCAUGCAGAACCAAAUGGGCAUGCAAGGAGGACCGAACCCACAGAACCCCGUUCAAAUGCAGCAAUACCAAGCCAUGCUUCAGCAACAGAGGGCACGACAACAGCAACAACAACAAAUGAUGGCCAUGCGCCAGCAGGCCAUGCAAAACGGCGGCCAGAUCCCGCAGGGCAUGAUGAACAACAUGCAGGGGCUAAAUAUGAACAUGGGCAACAUGGGGAACAUGGGUAUGAACAUGAAUAUGCAGAAUAUGAACGUGGGGAAUAUGGGCAUGCAGGGCAUGCAAGGCAUGAAUAUGGGCGGACAGAUGAAUCAACAACAAAUCCAACAGCAGAUGAUGAUGAUGAGACAGGCGCAGCAGCGGGCCGCGAUGCAGCAGGGACAGGGUGGUGAUGGUAUGAAUUGGAGUGGGGUCUGAGCUGGAGAUACCAUUUUAGUCUGGCUCAUGUGUGGGAUGGUAGUGGUUUUUCUUGUACGGCCGCAUUUUUAUUCUUUUUAUGGGGUAGGACGGCGUUUGUGGACCUUAAAAAGUCGGACGAUAGAUACCCCUCUUCGACGUGGACCGGAAAAGGUUUGGGACUUGAUUGCAUUUUGGGCGUUGAUGGGAUGCUUCAGGCAUGGGGGUCUGCGUGAGUACGUAUGCAAUCAUGAUGGUAUUUCGGCAGUCUUUCCAUUUCGAAUCUCUCAACUGUCGAUACUCCACGGUUGAUCUGUCAUAAUCGUUCUAUUGUCUUAAUGCUAUUGCAUUUUAUUGCUAUUGCCCGUGGAAAGGGUGCUGAAAGGACAUCAGGCUCUAUUAUGCUAAUGAGGACAAUUGGAUUCGUCCCAAUAGACGGUCAGAUGUAGCCGAGUCGAG